CGUAUUGGCUGUGCGACGGUAGGAAGUGACGUAACCCACUCUUUCCGGUCCGCCGGAUUAUGAAUGAUUGCGGGGGCCGCAGUUUCCCUGGCGCGGUCUUCGUUGUUUCUCUCCUGGCUUCGUUGGCUGCGUGUGGCCCGCGGGCGAAGACUUCCUGAAGUGGCCUCGGGAAACCCGGCUCGGGCGGGGCUGGAAUGCGCUAGCGGUCCGUGUCACCCACACGCUCACGCACCCUCCCUGCCUGGCCGCGCCUCUGCGACCAGGGGCAUAAAACAAGCAGUAUGGAAGGACCAGCAUCAUCAAGCUUCUCAGAGCUAUCAUCCCCAGACAACUCUAGGUAACCCAAUGAAAGAAGAAAAUGAAAGGCAUUAAGAAAAGUCUUACAGAAGAAUAUCUAUACUUGGACCUUUCUCACCAAAAAGAAGGGUGCAUCUUUCCUCUUCAUACAUCUAUAACUUUAUUUUUGUUAUCAUACUGUGACUGCAAAAUCUUUAAAGUUUGCUUAGUCCUCACUGAAGAAAGCACAGGUAUUUCACUACUUAAAAAUGUACUGUCUGAGGAUGUUGAAAUACAGAUUAUUUCAAGGCAAGAGCUUCCACCAAUAGUCCAGAAUUGCUGUUUACCUGCAGUAGUAGAAAGACCAGACAAUUUCUGUAGAGCAGGACUUGCUGUUGUUCUGAGACACAUAAUCCAGAAAUCAUAUGAAGCAGACCCCUCAAAGAAGGAAAUUUUGGAACUUCUGGGUUUUAAGAAGACUUGCUUGAAAGCCUGUGCUGAAGUUAGUCAGUGGACCAGGCUAUGCGAACUUACCAUCCCUUUAGCUAUUGAGAAUUUUCUCAAAGAAUCUUCUGACCAGCCCCCAACUAUCCCUGCCGAAAUACUAGAGCUUGAGAAGAAGCUUAGUGAGCCCGUUAGGGUACAUAAUGAUGACAAACUCCGGCGGCAGAAGCUGAAGCAGCAGAAGGCUGCUGGGGUUAGGCCUUCCCUUGAUAAGGAAGAAACGAAGAGCAAGGUCCCUAGACAGGAAACGUCUGAAGAGGUGGACUGUUCAUCGGCGAGCCUGGAACUGAGAGUGGCAUUCUCAAAGCUCACAGUACGUGAGGAACCAGCUCCUGCCAACAAGGAGCCUGCUCACGUCAGAAAAGCGAGAGCCUCUGACCUUCCACCUCUGGACCAUGUGUUCGUAGAAGGCCUGUACUUCACUUUGGCAGAUAUUGUGCUCUUGCCCUGUAUCCAUCAUUUUUUGGUAAUUAUCUGCAAGAAACUUUCUGAAAAGCUGGUAGAAUUUCCACUGCUGGCUGCCUGGUACCAGAGAAUUCAGGAAGUGCCAAGAGUAAAAACAAUAGCUUCUCAGUGUGGGAUCCAAUUUCUCCAUUUACCAGAAUUACAGACCACCUCGAAUGAACAGCAGCCAAGCUUAGAUGAGGUCCCAUGUGUAGAGGAGCAAAAUGAUCCUUCAUUUAUAGGAGGACCAAGACCCACUAUGACUAAGUUAAUGGAAAAAGGCAUUGAAGUGAUGUUUUCUCCCCACCCUUGCCCUACUUGGACCCUUGAUUGGGAUACUCUUCCUGCAGCAGUGAGCCCAAAGGAAGGUAAAAUGUCCAGUGAUCGAGCUUUGAGGAAGCAGCAACAGUUAAACAACCUUGUUUAUGUGGUGACAAAUCAGGCCAAACCUGGUGACAGAAUUGUGGAUUUCUGCAGCGGCGGGGGCCAUGUUGGGAUUGUCCUUGCUCACAUGCUGCCAUCAUGCCAGGUUACAUUAAUAGAAAACAAGGAAUUAUCAUUAAUUCGUGCUAAGAAGAGAAGUGACGAACUAGGGUUAAGCAACAUUUGGUUCAUUCAAGCAAAUAUGGAGUAUUUUACAGGGACAUUUAAUAUUGGGGUGGCGUUGCAUGCUUGUGGAGUGGCAACAGACAUGGUGAUUGAGCACUGCAUCAAAACACGGGCUUCCUUUGUCACGUGCCCUUGCUGUUAUGGUUUCAUUCAGAACACCUCAAAGUUUAAUUUUCCAAAAAGUGAACAAUUCAAGAAAACUUUAUCAUACAAGGAACACAUGAUUCUAUGCAGAUUUGCAGAUCAGACAGCUGUCCAGCUUCCACCCCAACGAAGGCUCAUAGGAAAACAGUGCAUGUUCCUGGUGGAUCUGGAUCGAGCAAGAGCUGCUGAAGAAUGUGGCUACUCUAUUCAAGUGAUAUCCAUGGAACCAGAGAGCUGCUCUCCCAAAAAUAACAUGAUCGUGGGAGUCCCCAUGUAGCAUGAGAUAGUCCGCGUUUGAUGUUUUGCCAUCCGUCUCUGUGAUGAAAGCCCAGUGGCAUUCAGGAGGGUCUUGGCAUAACCAGGAGACAGCAUUAGCCAUCUUGAACCUAUUGUGCUCAGGAAAGAACACAGCAGGAAAGUCUUGGAGGAAGGCUGCCUGCAAAGCAUCACAAAUGCUCUUGUAAUUGUGAUUAAAGGACUGCUGGUUUUCAUAGUGAGAAUCCCCUGAAGCCUCAGCUGCCAGCAGACUGAUACUCACGAGAGGAGUUUCCAUUACUGGAAUAACGCUUUCUUUCUCAGUUCACAGCUUUUCUGAUCUUGCCAGUGUGGGGUUCAGUUCAAAAGAAUGUACUUGCAGCCUUAAAAUCAUUUAGAGAUUCAAGUGGAGACCAAAACUAGACUCCAGUGGGGUUUGUUGGUUUGUUUGUUUUUUAUAUUUUUAGCAAUUGUACUUUUUAAAUAAUUUUUUCAAAAAUCUAGUCAGAUAGUUACAGUAUGCUUAUAUUUUUAAGCCAGGGUGAGUUGGACUUAGGUAUCAUUUCAUAUACUCCUUUUAAAUAUAUUUCUCAUAAAUUACCAAAUAAGAUCAUUGAUGGUUCAAACAUUUUAUAUGAAGAUAUUAAAUAAUUUCAGUAAAUUUCCCAUUACGGGAACAUGUAAUUUGGACUUAAAUUCUAACUAAUCAGUAAAUACAUUGAUUUAUUAAUUCAAGACAAUAAAUAAUUGUUGCAGAUCCAUUAUUUUCAAAAUCCUGACCUAGAUUUGUCUAAGGAUACAAAGAUGAGUUGCAACAGACACAGUGCCUUGCCUGUAAAAGUAAAUCAUGUACAAGAGAAAGGUUCAUGAAUUAGUUAAGUUCUUUACAUCAUAAUAUAAUGUAUGGUCACAGGAUUUGUUUUUCAGAUACCAAUCAUUUUUUAUUUUUAUUUUUAUUUAUUUAUUUUUUUUUGGUAAAACGUACUGAGUAUAAAUUGCAGGUGGAAGGAGUUGAGUAUGGAAGCUUAUUUGAGUAGUUCUCUCCACCCAAAUUGUCCUUAUUCCACCAGCCAAAGUUUUUAAAACCAGAUGGCAGGUCUUUUCUCACAUGCUGCUAAUUAUUUUUUACAUGUCCUGGGUUAUUCCACUUGAGAUAAGAUUUAUUUCAUCAAUUUUGAUGUUUUCAACCCCCCGUAUGACACAUAUCAUGAGGAGAAAGGGCUUUAAUAAAUAACUCUUUCAUCACUGUGGAUUAAAAUACAGGAAUAAUUUAUAAAGGGGACGGGGGUUUGAACUCUUGCUUUCUGGGAUAAAAUUAAAGAAAAGAAUUAAGCAUCAGCCCUGAGUAUCUUAGUCAUUUGCACCUAUAAACAUACCAUGCUCUUUUAUCCAGGGCUUUCUUUUUCAACUGAGGAAAAAUUUACAGCCAAUAAAAUAGCAGACUUUAAGUGUUCAGUUUGAGAAGUUUUGACAACCGUAUAUACUCAUGCAACCACCACCAGAAAUAAGAUAUAGAAUAUUUCUGUCAGUCCAGAAAAUUCUCUCAUGUGCUUUCAGUUCAAUUUCCCCCACCCCAAAGGCAACCACUCUCUGAUUUCUAUCACCCUACAUUUGUUUUGCCUAUUUUUGUCCUUCACAUAAGUGAAGUCAUUUAGUAUAUAGUCUUUUGUGUCUGGCUUCUUUUGCUCAACAUGGUAUUUUUUGAGAAAUAUCCACUUCAUUGUGUGCAUCAAUGCUUUCUUCUUAUUCCUAAGUAGUAUUUCGUUAUAUAAAUAUAUCAAAAUGUGUUUAUCCAUUCUCCUAUUGGUAUUUAUUUGGAUUGUUUUCACUUUGAGGAUAUUAUGAAUAAGGUCUAUGAAUAUGCUUGUAUAAGUCUUUUUGUAGACAUAUAUUUUCAUUUCUCUUGGAUAAAUACCCAGUAGUAGAACUGCUGGGUCAUUGAAGAAAUGAAUGUCAGUUGCCAAACAAUUUUCCAAAGUUGUUGUACCAUGUUAUAUUCCCACCAGCAACGUAUAAAGGGUCUAGUUCUCUACAUCCUCA
Messenger RNA from Balaenoptera acutorostrata (minke whale), 4272 nucleotides. It is a transcript of the gene GSTCD, whose product is annotated as glutathione S-transferase C-terminal domain containing. The transcript has 13 exons. The record is from RefSeq and is a predicted model, not a curated record. NCBI's taxonomy places the organism in Eukaryota, Metazoa, Chordata, Mammalia, Artiodactyla, Balaenopteridae. The coding region runs from base 359 to 2254 and encodes 631 amino acids.